Molecule: messenger RNA, 2343 nt
Organism: Bacidia gigantensis
Lineage: Eukaryota; Fungi; Ascomycota; Lecanoromycetes; Lecanorales; Ramalinaceae
Exons: 6
Coding region: 1-2343 (780 amino acids)
Biological process (GO): intracellular signal transduction; protein phosphorylation; regulation of MAPK cascade
Cellular component (GO): cytoplasm
Molecular function (GO): ATP binding; protein serine/threonine kinase activity
Source: RefSeq, a predicted model, not a curated record
AUGCACCGACAGCCGUCCCAGUCGCCGGCCAGUAGUCACACCAGCCACGAUUGUCAGAGGACCCCCACCUCCUCAAGUUCCUCGCUCGAGCGCUCUGUCAAAGACCAGUCCCAUUCUCACGCGCCACGGCCCCACCAAUACACUCGGAGGUCGUUCGAGGAGACGGUGCCGGAUGAAUUGAAUCCACACCCUGGAACGCUGUCGUCGUUGGACUCCACCAAAGCCUCAGGAUAUCAGAACUCAUUGCGACGGCCGGGCCCGCCUCCCUUAUCACACACCGCGCCUUAUUCUAAGACAAUGACCCCAUCCUUGAGACAAUCCGCCAGCUUUUCGAGUAAUGAUAGACCAUUUGAAAGAGCGCGAUCGGGCUCGGGAAGUGCUUAUUCCCCCAACUCAAAGAGGUACUCGGACGAUUCGAGCGGCGGCAAGAGUCCUGCACCAUGGAAGAAGAAGAGUGGUAUAUCAUCCUUCAUUGGUAGUGUCUUAGGAUCACCGCGCUCGAAUAGUGUCAAGAUCUCAGCCCCGGAGAACCCAGUUCAUGUUACCCAUGUCGGAUUCGAUAAUCAGACCGGCCAAUUCACCGGACUCCCUAAAGAAUGGCAAAAAAUGCUAUCGGAGAGCGGCAUCUCCAAAAGCGAGCAAGAGCAGAACCCUCAAACCAUUGUCGAUAUCAUGGGCUUCUACAAAGAUACCGCGGGAGGAGGUACCGAAGAUCAAAUAUGGCACAAGUUCGAUCAUGCUAGGGCAGAUCCGAAUGCGUCUGGAUUGAGUCUUAUAACGCCUACGACUUCCAAUUCUCUCCAGACGCCUCACACGCAUUUAUCGACUAUCACCAGUCCUCCCGCCAGUCCUCGAUUCCCUACCAACACAGAAGGAAGCUUCGAAAACCCACGAGCUGCCCCUCCAAUCCCAAGAACCAAUCAUCCUGGUCUGGUACCUGGACGGCCAGCUCCCAAACCCCCAGCGGUGCAAAAUCUGACCCCAGCGCGACCGCCACCCCAAAAACCGACAGUUGCGAAACAAGUUGGACCUAGCUCCGCUGCACCCCCACAAGAGUUAGCAGUUCGCAGUCGUCCCCCUCCGAAUGAGCUUGAAGAAGAAGAUUCUGAACUAGGUCUACAGCGACAGCCUUCAAAGCCACAAGCCAACGGCCUCACCAGGCAAACAUCUCGGCAAGCGCAAAAUGCCCCGACAACCCCAAAACAAGGCCCCCCACCACAGCAAGAGCAUACGUCUCCAUCACGACAGGUUUCACAGAAGCAGCACGUGGAGCGUAAUCCUAGCACGCGUCAGCCCCAACAGCAACCUCCUCAAACAUCUCUUGAAUCAGCUCAAAAAGCUUUCACCCCAUCACAGGAUCCUCAGGAUGUACCCAACCCAACCCAACAAGCAAGAAAUGGCCCGACACCCCGGCCGAGGCGAAAUCGGAACGCGAGUAAUAUCGAUAUUGUUUCUCGUUUAACAGCUAUCUGCGCACCCGGCGAUCCUUUGCGAAAGUACAAGAAUCUGAACAAGAUCGGUCAAGGCGCAUCGGGAGGAGUCUUUACGGCGUACGAGAUCAAUACGGGUAAGUGCGUGGCUAUCAAGCAAAUGAAUCUGGAACAGCAGCCGAAGAAGGACCUUAUCAUCAAUGAGAUACUCGUGAUGAAGGACAGUAAGCAUAAGAAUAUCGUCAACUUCAUGGACAGUUAUCUUCGGACGGGAGAGCUCUGGGUCAUCAUGGAAUACAUGGAAGGAGGAAGUCUCACAGAUGUCGUAACCUUUAAUCUCAUGACAGAGGGUCAGAUAGCAGCAGUCUGUCGAGAGACUCUUAAUGGCCUGCAACACUUGCAUUCUAAAGGUGUGAUUCAUCGAGACAUCAAAUCCGACAAUAUUCUGCUAGCCCAAGAUGGUAAUAUCAAGCUGACUGAUUUUGGUUUCUGUGCUCAAAUCAACGAGUCUCAUAACAAGAGAACUACAAUGGUUGGAACACCAUACUGGAUGGCGCCUGAAGUCGUGACGCGCAAAGAAUAUGGACGGAAAGUUGAUAUAUGGAGUUUGGGGAUCAUGGCCAUUGAAAUGAUUGAAGGAGAGCCUCCUUAUCUGACCGAGUCUCCACUUCGAGCGCUCUACCUGAUUGCCACCAACGGCACGCCCCAAAUCAAGGACGAGCAUAACCUCACACCAAUGUUCAAGGACUUUUUGAACUUUGCGCUCAAGGUGGACCCUGAGAAGAGAGCUUCUGCCCAUGAUUUGUUGAGGCAUCAAUUCAUCCAAACGGCAGAGCCGUUGAUCAACUUAGCGCCACUUGUUCGAUCCGCUCGCCAUAGUCGAGCCGCCGAGAGAAAGGAUAAGGGUUCAUAG